This is a messenger RNA of Diutina rugosa, 843 nucleotides long. RefSeq lists its product as uncharacterized. The transcript has a single exon. Bases 1 to 843 code for a protein of 280 amino acids. NCBI's taxonomy places the organism in Eukaryota, Fungi, Ascomycota, Pichiomycetes, Serinales, Debaryomycetaceae. The record is from RefSeq and is a predicted model, not a curated record.
AUGCUUUGUCCCGGCUUGAGAAGUAUAGCUCGGAGAUAUUCUACCUCACAACCUAACUAUUAUCAAAUUCUCGACCUCCCUACAAAUGCCACAAUCAAGGAAAUCAAAGUCAAGUUCAAACAACUUUCAAAAAAGCAUCAUCCUGAUUUGAAUGGGCACUUAAGUGAAGAUGAGAAGGAAGAAAAUGCUUCCAAAUACUUGGAGAUGGUGACGGCCUACGAUACUCUCAAAGAUAUCAAAAAGAAAAAACUGUACGACUCCCAAUUAAGAGUCGCAGGUGUUCAGAUUGCAAACCACGCCAAACGAGAAUGGAAUAACAAAUAUUAUGGCGAAGCUAAAUACUAUUCCAAAAGUGGAUAUAGCUAUUCGAGCUCUGGACUCAACACCAAACGUCAUAAAAUCCGAUAUCAUAACUCCCAACGCGAUGUGAACAAUUCUACAUUUCAUGGAAGUCGGACAGAUUAUAGCGAUCGUUAUGACGUUCCACAUUUCGAUUAUGAUACCCAUCUUAAGAACAAUCUCAAAUUCGAAAAACGCAUUAUCGAUAAAGCUUUAUCAGCGGAAGAGCAAAAACGGCUAUUGCAAACGAUCUCCACGGAUGGCAAAGCUCUUGAUGAAGAGAUGGCUAUUAAGUACUUACUACAUCAUGUGAGAACGAUGCAAGCUAAUGGCACAGAAUCGGUAAUCCCGAAGCCACGUGAGAACGGCAGCUUUCAAACGAAUCCCCACAUGUUUCAAUCUCACCGGCCACCUCAAAAUGACUCAAAAAUAAUGCCAAAACUUCUCAUGUUUGGCGGUGCUACCGGUGGUUUCUACUUCCUCUGGCAUGCUCUUAUGGGUUGA